Molecule: messenger RNA, 1434 nt
Organism: Didymodactylos carnosus
Lineage: Eukaryota; Metazoa; Rotifera; Eurotatoria; Philodinida; Philodinidae
Source: the annotation of a GenBank genome assembly
AUGGAUCAAUCCAAACGACCAGUCACUAUUUCGCCGGAGUUUCUCCUAUAUGCUGAAAAACAUUCCUUGUUUGAACUCUUUCAGCGCUGCAUAUCUUCGUUGCUUGUUGAGCGCCCAAGCGAUCCUAUUACGUAUCUGGUUGAUUUAUUGAAGAAAGAUACCGAUGCUCCAAAAAUCGUUAUCAUUGGUCCACCCUCGUCUGGCCGUAAAACACUGGCAAAAUUAUUGUGCAAAAAACUAAACACCAUCUUGAUACAACCUGAAGAUCUAUUAAGUGAAGCGCCAAGUAAACUGAAAGAUAAACUUCCACGAGAUCCAAGUUUAGAAAAUGUCUCAGCAACAUUAUGGGCUCAAUUAUACGAUGAACGCUUGAGAGAUUUCGAUUGUAUACGUAGGGGAUGGGUUAUUGUCGGGUUUCCAACAACAAGAGAACAAACAUUAGCCUUGCAAGCAAAGGGUGUUUGUCCAAAACAUGUAGUUUGUCUGGAAGCUCCAGACAAUGUCAUGGUGGAACGAGCUGCAGGAAAACGCGUUGAUCCUAGAACAAAAGAAAUCUAUCACAUUACAUGGAAUGCACCGAGUAGAGAUGUUGAAGAACGACUCGUUUUUCCAGAAGAAAGUUCAGAAAAAGCUAUGCAUAUGCGAUUAAAAGAUUAUAGAAGAAAUAUCGACGGUAUCAAAGAUUGUUUUAAAUCUGUGAGUCGCACAAUAAACGCCGAUCAGCCAAUGAAUGAUUUACUCUCACAAGCCUAUUCAUUUGUCUCGAAAAAAGCCCGCUCAGUUGCACCACGUACACCAAGAGUAGCUAUAUUAGGACCAACUGGUUCUGGAAGAAAAUCAGUUGCGGCACAAAUAUCAAGAAAAUAUGACAUACCAAUUGUAUCAAUUCCAACACUGAUAAAACAACAAGUUGUUAAUAAAACAGCUGUUGGAAAUGCCAUGAAACCUUAUGUAGAACGACAAACAUUUGUACCCGAUAGUUUAUUAUUGCAAAUAAUUCGUGAACGUUUAAGUCAAUUAGAUUGUGUGACAAAAGGAUGGAUACUUAUUGGAUUCCCGCGAACACGAGAACAAGCUGAAAGUUUAGCAAGAUCUGGUUUUCAACCAACUCGGGUAUUUUUCUUGGAUAUCCCUAUUGAUAUAGCCAUUGAACGAUUAACAAAUCGCCAGUUAGAUCCUAUCACUGGUGAACGAUAUCAUUCACAAGAUAAUCCACCAUCAACACAACAAACUAAGUCUCGUCUAAUUAAGCAUCAUCAGGAUGACGAAGAAAUUGUACGAAAACGUUAUCAGGCUUAUACUAUUUAUUUUGAUGAAUUGCAAGAAUUAUAUUCAGAUGCCUUACAUAUUAGCGCUGAUCAAGAUCCAUAUACCGUAUUUGAAGCAGUCGAAGCGGGUAUUGUUAAUCCAGUGUCUAAAGAUGGAAAUUAUUAA